AUGGCAAUGUCAGAUGCCGGAAAAGAAAUGUUGGCAAGUUCAGAUGCCUGGUUUGAGCUUGUAGCCAUUUCCCCACUUGUUACUAAUAGGCCGAAGUAUCGAAACUUCACUCUACCUCAUGACCAAGUCGGGGUUCGAACCCGGGACAUGCCGUGGAAAAGAAAAGAAAUGUUGGCAAGCUCAGAUGCCGUGAAAAGAAAAGAAAGGUUGGCAAGUUCAGAUGCCGUAUAG
Messenger RNA from Clunio marinus, 231 nucleotides. The record is from the annotation of a GenBank genome assembly. NCBI's taxonomy places the organism in Eukaryota, Metazoa, Arthropoda, Insecta, Diptera, Chironomidae.